Messenger RNA from Mus caroli (Ryukyu mouse), 4166 nucleotides. NCBI's taxonomy places the organism in Eukaryota, Metazoa, Chordata, Mammalia, Rodentia, Muridae. The record is from RefSeq and is a predicted model, not a curated record.
GGGCGCCCAGCCUCCCCUCCUGGCCUCCCACCUCUUCUCCCGCAGGCAACGCGGCACAAUGCAUCGCGGUGGGAGGCAAGCUGGGCUCCCCUGCUCCGCCGGGAAGCGGCUGCCCCUCCCUCUGGAUCACACAGGGUUUUUGCAGUAGGUGACAGCAGGAUCGGGCACCAGGGAAGCAAUUGAUUCCUCUCUAACCCGCAUCCCAGAGUUGCCUACGCUGCCCAGAGAGAGAGAGAGAGAGAGGAAAGAGAAGAAGGGAGAGAAAGAGAGACUUACAAAACCUUCCAUGUGGAGUAGUCUGGGUGAUUCACUGCCCACCGCUGCAGACUCUAGCUGCACUUAGUUUUCGCCUCUGACAGGGGCAUAUCUGCUGGUCUUUCAAGCCAAGUCGCUGGAACUUAACACCUCCCCCCCCAGCAGGGAGUUGGCAAGAAUUUGGCUGCCUAUUCUGCUGCAAUCCUCUACUGUCCUGGUGUGCCAGCCUUCCACCAUGACUGACACUGUGGUGAACCGAUGGAUGUACCCUGGUGAUGGCCCUCUGCAGUCAAAUGACAAGGAACAGCUGCAGGCAGGAUGGUCCGUCCAUCCUGGAGCACAGACCGACAGGCAGAGGAAGCAGGAAGAACUGACAGAUGAGGAGAAGGAGAUCAUCAACAGAGUGAUCGCUCGGGCAGAGAAGAUGGAAGCCAUGGAACAAGAACGCAUUGGGCGCCUGGUGGACCGUCUAGAGACCAUGAGGAAGAACGUGGCUGGAGACGGUGUGAACCGCUGCAUUCUGUGUGGGGAACAACUGGGUAUGCUGGGCUCAGCCUGUGUCGUGUGUGAAGACUGUAAGAAGAAUGUCUGCACCAAGUGUGGGGUUGAGACCUCCAACAACCGUCCGCAUCCGGUAUGGCUCUGCAAGAUCUGCCUUGAGCAGAGAGAGGUCUGGAAGCGCUCAGGAGCAUGGUUCUUCAAAGGUUUCCCCAAGCAGGUCCUUCCACAGCCCAUGCCUAUAAAGAAGACCAAGCCCCAGCAGCCUGCUGGUGAACCGGCCACCCAGGAGCAGCCUACACCUGAGUCCAGGCAUCCAGCCAGGGCUCCAGCUCAAGGUGACAUGGAGGACAGGAGGCCCCCAGGACAGAAGCCAGGCCCUGACCUCACCUCUGCUCCUGGGAGAGGAAGCCAUGGGCCUCCCACGCGUAGGGCCUCUGAGGCACGGAUGAGUACAGCCGCCCGGGAUUCUGAGGGCUGGGACCAUGCCCACGGUGGGGGUGCUGGAGACACCAGCCGGAGCCCAGCAGGUGAGCGAGGUUUAAGGCGAGCUAACUCAGUCCAGGCAGCCCGCCCUGCCCCAGCCCCAGUGCCAAGCCCGGCACCUCAUCAGCCGGUGCAGCCAGGGCCCCCUGGGGGCAGCAGGGCCACUCCUGGGCCAGGACGCUUUCCGGAGCAGAGCACAGAGGCUCCUCCAAGUGACCCUGGCUAUCCAGGGGCUGUCGCCCCAGCCCGAGAGGAGAGGACAGGACCUGCGGGGGUCUUCCAGGCAGCGCCCCACACUGCAGCUCCCUAUUCCCAGGCAGCCCCUGCCCGCCAGCCACCACCUGCGGAGGAGGAGGAGGAAGAAGCCAAUAGUUAUGACUCCGAUGAAGCAACCACACUGGGUGCCCUGGAAUUCAGUCUUCUCUAUGACCAAGACAACAGCAACCUGCAGUGCACCAUCAUCAGGGCGAAGGGACUGAAGCCCAUGGAUUCCAAUGGCUUGGCGGAUCCCUAUGUGAAGCUUCAUCUGCUGCCUGGAGCCAGCAAGUCCAACAAGCUUCGUACAAAGACCCUGCGUAACACUCGGAACCCUGUGUGGAAUGAGACACUGCAGUAUCAUGGCAUUACAGAGGAGGACAUGCAGAGGAAGACACUAAGGAUCUCCGUGUGUGAUGAAGACAAGUUUGGCCACAACGAGUUCAUUGGUGAGACCAGGUUCUCGCUCAAGAAGCUGAAGGCUAACCAGAGGAAAAACUUCAACAUCUGCCUGGAGCGGGUGAUCCCGAUGAAGAGAGCAGGGACCACCGGGUCGGCCCGUGGCAUGGCUCUCUAUGAGGAGGAGCAGGUGGAGCGGAUCGGCGACAUAGAGGAACGGGGCAAGAUCCUGGUGUCCCUCAUGUACAGCACGCAGCAGGGCGGCCUUAUUGUGGGAAUUAUCCGCUGUGUGCACCUGGCUGCCAUGGACGCCAACGGCUACUCAGACCCCUUUGUCAAGCUCUGGCUGAAACCGGACAUGGGGAAGAAAGCCAAGCACAAGACUCAGAUUAAAAAGAAGACCCUGAAUCCCGAGUUUAACGAGGAGUUCUUUUAUGAUAUCAAACACAGCGACCUGGCCAAAAAGUCUCUGGAUAUCUCGGUGUGGGACUACGACAUUGGCAAGUCUAAUGAUUACAUUGGAGGCUGCCAGCUGGGGAUCUCGGCCAAAGGCGAGCGCUUGAAACAUUGGUAUGAGUGUCUGAAGAACAAAGACAAGAAGAUUGAGCGCUGGCACCAACUGCAGAACGAGAACCAUGUGUCCAGUGAUUAGGACCUGGUGCCCUGGUGUCCCCCGUCUCUGCCCCAGCCGCUCUCCCCUUUCAGAGCCUCCCCUGCCAACUAUGAACCUUUGAUGUCUCCCCUACUUCAGGUCCUGCUACAGAAGAAGAACUCUCUGGGCUUCAGGGUCUGGAUGGGAGCCCUCUCUGGUCCCCAGAGGUUGGGUAGUGGGUGUGGGGAGACAUUUACAAAGAGAUUUACUCUGACCUUAAGCAUCUUCAGGUCCCCUUGGGCACUGGUGAACCCAUAGGUUGUAAGGACCAGGAGGAGGGCAGAAAUUAUACAUUGAGGCUGCCUCUGUCCAUCCAAAGCACUCCAGGAAGAAAAAAAAAAGGAGAGAGAGACAGAGAGACAGACACACACACACACCUAUCCCCUCUAGACACACCAGGAACUAGAUACAGAGAAUACACAGAGGGCCUGCCCCCUCCCCACACCCUUUCAGGAAGCUGCCCAUUGGCUUCCUAGUAAAACUAACUCCUCUCUCUGCACCUCUUUCCUCCUUGCUCCUUGCUCAUCUUAUCAGUACCUCCUCACCCACCCUCCCUCCCCUCUCCUCCCGCCUCCACAGUGGGGGAUGCAAGGCAGAGCCUCCCCAUGUGCCCCUUGCCAGCCUGGCCAGCAACCUCCCAAGCUGGAUGAAGCUGGGACCCACAUCUCUGACAUUAACACACCUCCCAUUGGCAUGGCUGGCUAUCUUUGAGCCUGGGGCCCGCAGCCGACACAGCCUGGGUGCAUGGCAGCACUAUAGACAUCCUGAGAAACAGGGUCUUUCUCAUCCCUGGCUCCCCAAAUGGGCACAGGUGGCACAGAGCUCUGUGUAUGAGGGGACCUGCUCCUGGACCCCAUGCUUCUAUCCUUCCUCUACUCUUUGCAAAGAGCAAAGGACCCUCUCCCCAAACUCCCGCUCAGAGCCACCUCUGUUCUGUCUACCUUCCACUCUCUUCCCCAUGAUUCCUGGUGGCGAUCAAAUAACCGUAUUUAGAGCUUUAAUUAGGUCAGAACUCUCUUGGUCCAUGACAAAUCCAGAGGAAUGUACACCUGAGGCUGGAGUCAGGCCAUCUUCCCCACAUGAGACGCAAGUCUGGUUUUUCCCAUCUUGAUAGUUUUGCCCCAUCAACAUCGCAAACCCCACCACUCCCUAUAGCGUCAGGCAAACCAACACUAAAACCUUCCCAUUCCCAAGUCUCACAGUCUUGCUUGUUCCUUCCAACGUCUCUUGAGAUGCACCCUGCUCUCGGUAACUCGUGCUGUUCCUGAGGGACUCUUGUGUUUCCCUGAAAUGACUCUCUUCUAGAAUCAGGCUCUGCCUGCCCCAAGGUGGUUAACCUUCCCACUUCCAUGGCUCCCCUGGUUAGUCCCUAUAGGUGCAAUGCUCCGCCCACUUGCCCACUUCCCUGUCAUGGUCACCUUUAGGAGAAAGCAUGCUGGCUGAGUCGCCCAAGCCUGAUGCUGGUUUUGGCUCUGGACUCGGAAUGCAGCCUGCUCGCAGCGCCCUGAUGCCCUCCGCGACACACCCACCCACCCCUCCACAUAGAACACAAGUCCCCGGGUGCAUGCACCAUGCCCACUGCCUUUCUUUGCACUGAUGUAGCCAAAAAUAAAGUAGGAAU